AAUAAAUAUUUUUUUUUGAUUUCGCGUCAGUAAGUGGAUGUAAAAUUUUUCCAAUUUCCGUAACAGCAUUUAAAUAAAACGUGGAAACAAACUCCGCAUCUUCAAAUAUGCCGUCACUACGGAUCGACCAGAGCGAUUUGAAGUGUAAGAAUGGGUGCGACUACUAUGGAAACCCACAGUGGCAGGGAUAUUGCUCUAAGUGCCACAGAGAGCAGAUGCAGAGGCAGCGUCGAGCUGAAAAAGCAUCAUCAGCGACGCUGCCAAAGCCGGAACAAAAGAAGCCAGAGCGCAGCGCAAAGUUGAGCUCUCACUCGUCCUUCUCCAAGUUCGAAGAGAAACGCCUCCGGCAGAGCGAGACCUUGAAAAAGGCUAAUUUGCUGAAGUUCAGCAUGUUCAAGAAGAGCAACACAGAAGAUCACGAACAGCAUCAAACAGAAAAGAAGCCCCCCGAGUUCAAAAUUCCAUCAAUGGUUAAUGAAGGCAUGAAGCGGGAUUUCCGUAUGCGUUUCCCAGCGUUGACGCCGCAGGCGGAUAGAGACUGUCGCGUCUUCGUGCAUUCGUUCAUCAUGGAUGUGAUCAAGUGUUCCAAUGUCUUGACAGUAGAUGAGUUAUCCGAGAGGGUGCAGAGGCAGUAUCAGCGUUUCAUGAAAUUCAUGGACACAUCGUCCCAUUUUGCGGACGUGGACUCUGAUACGAAGGAGCUGAUAAUGGACUUCGUUGAGAAACACGCCAUGAACUAUUUGCAUGAAUUACCGUCAGUUGUGUUUUCCCCACUGGGAACAGACGACGAGAGGCUGGACCGAGCGAUGUCGGACCGCAUACAACAGCUGAGCUGGGUUGGGGAGAAGCAUCUCGAGUGCAAGCUGGAUAAGAGCAACGCUCGGUGCCGCCAGUUGUUGUAUAAGGCUAUAAGUGAACUGCUCGGCAUGGACAGCGCGAUGUCGCCCGGCGGCAAGCUGGCGCGUGUACGCCGCUGCUGCCGGCACGUGCUAGCGCUGUGCGACGAGGCGCCGGCCUCCGCCGACGACCUGCUGCCCGCGCUCAUAUUCACGGUGUUGAAAGCCAACCCGCCUCGACUGGUGAGCAACAUCAACUUCGUGACGCGGUUCUGCAACGCCCAGCGGCUUAUGACCGGCGAGGGCGGGUAUUACUUCACUAACCUUUGCUGCGCAGUAUCGUUCAUCGAAAACUUAACUGCUGAGUCCUUGAACAUGGAUAAAAAGGAAUUUGACUGCUACAUGGCCAUGCCUGCUUCCAUCGGCGGCAGUUCUUGGGCGUGCGCGCUGUCUCUGUGCGGCGCGUCGCACGAGGCGGAGGAGCAGCGCCAGCUGGCGGCGCGGCUGCUGCAGGACGCGCGCCACGUCACUGCGCAGGCGCACAAGCUGGCCAGCGACGCGCGCUCCUUCCAGGAACAAAUAGCAAUAAAAGUCCAAGAUGUCCUCGCGAAGACACCACUACAAAUCACGCCGAGAAGAGAAAUACCACAAUUCGGUAAAUUGAACAAUACCCAACCGCUUAUUGAUCUAGAAACCGAAACCAAGCAAGAAACCACACGUUUCGAAUCACCAGCUAAAAUCGAAGAGACACCAGCUGAAGUUCUUGAACCAGAAGUCCAAAUUGAAGAAAACCUGGAACCAAUCGCGAAUGAAGAAAAACUAAACAUUCUCGGCUUCGAAGCUAUUGAGAAACCAUCUCCACCUAAAUCACCACAAAAUCUAGAACAGUCAUGGGAUUUAAAACAGACGAACUCACUGGAACUACUAACACCGUCCCCACUUGGAUUUACACCAUUCGACUCCCGUUCUAUAGACGAACUGAUGACUCCAGAUGAGUUCGGCAGUGAUCAGUUAGCACCUGGACUGAGUAAUAUAAACUAUGAUAUUGAUCUUUCUGACUUCAGUGGUGACAACAGCAUCGCUGAAGAUGCUCCUUCGAAAUCUCCCAAACCUAAAGACCCGUUUAGUCCAGAAGGAUUGAAAAAGGAUUUUGAUCCCUUUGCACCUCAGACAUCAAAUUUUGGACUGGAGUCUUUUGAUGAGUUCGGUCUCGCUGAUUCAAAGACGAAAUAUACUGCAGACCCUUUUGACAUCGUCCAUCAUGACCCGUUUAUGCCUCAGCAGGAUCCAUUCAGUUCGGAAAAGACUUUCCAUCACGCAUCAGGAGAUUGUGGUAGCACUAGUGCACAGGAUCCCUUUAGCCCAAAUAUGAAGACUGAAGACCCGUUUAGUUUACCAAAAGAGUCCUUCAGCUCAGGUAGUAAAGUUUUUGUCCCACCUAAGGACAAUCCUUUUAAUCCGGAGGUAAAGCGUGAAUCCUUUAAUUCAGGCUUUUAUGUCCAUGUUCCUCCUAAGAAAGUGUCUGAAAAGCAAAGUGUAUCUAUUUUAGAUGAUAAUGACUCGCCUACUUCUGUUUGCCUUUUGCCAUCUCCUUUGCAACCACAAAGUAGCAAGCCUAAUUAGAAUGUUUAUCAACGCUAUUGUGUAAUGGCUGGUUUCCGGAACAGUUCUGCCACUUGAGCUCCUCCAGACAUCUCAGCAUCCCUUCGGUUUGCUGAAGACUUCGGGAAACGACCUAGGUAUUUCGCCCUACAGUUGUCCACGCCGGAGUAUUGUAGUAUGAUGUGCAAGAAAGUUUCUUCCUCCUACAAAAAUGCUGUGCAGAGGGCUAUCCGCGAUACGGAUACUAAAUUGAGGUGUUUAUUACGGGCCAUGACUCGUUUGUAGUUAGAGUUCAGAGCUCUUGGAUUGAGUUUUGAAAACUAAUUUUCCUAGAGUCUACAGGGUUCUUUGUGAACUAUACUGCCGCCGUUAGUUCAAAGGGCGCUGGUAACAAAAACUCAAAACCGAGAAAAUAAUGUUUGAAGAAAUGAAAUUAAAAAAUAUCUACUUUUCUCUUGCUUGUCCACAUAUGUUAUAAUCCACAUAAUGUAAGUCAUGGCAGUAUACGUAACAAAUUUAAAAAACUGUCACAUGCGCCCUUUCAACUAACGGCGGCAGUACUGCCGUGAGUAUUUUACGAACAUUUUUCUUACUAAGUUGAAAAGGAAAAAGUGUAAUAAUGAAGCAUAAAUAACAAAAUAUUUUAAAUUCCAUAUUUUGCGUAUAAUAUAGGUUUAUCUUACUGCGUUUGCAGAAAGUGUCUACAUUUUUUCGUUUGGAAACCGCAGAUAAUUUUUUUCAUUAAAUUUAUUCAAACAGUAUUUUCUCGGUUUUGAGUUGUAGUCACAAGCGCCCUUUCAACUAACCGCGGCAGUAUGUCACUAACAUCAUUAACAACUUUAACUUAAUAAUGCCUCAUAUUUUACUUUCGUACAAAAAUAAAAAUAUUGAAGUAUCUGAACGGUGAUAACUCUGUGCGGUAACACGCAGGAGCGGGGGUGGGGGUCGUUGGAGAGGAUGCAUGCGCGUUUACAAGUCCUUUGAGCCAGGUCUUAAUUUAAUUAUCGCCUCACUAUUUAAAUAUUUUCUAUUGUGUUUUUUUAACGUAUUUAUACAAUGUCAAAAAGAGCUUUGUGUUUUUGAAGUAGUCUUUUAAGAUAUUAUUUAUGUUUUCACUUUCACAUAGGUCACUUUGAACUUACUUAAAAAUAUAAAUUUAAAUAAUGUCAGAUAGGGCAACAAAAAUUUAUGGAACAAAAUUUGUUGUUAAUGAUGUUAGUAAUACAAUGGACAGUGAAUUUUUAUCAUCGUUAACAGUCUUGCGAAGUUGUUGGAGUUUUAUAAUAAACCCUAUAUAGCUUGCUCACCAAGGUAAGACUUGUUAGUGUGUCGUUCGUACGCCUUAUUGCGAUUAAAUAAUCGUUACCCAAACUAACAAAGACCUAAACCCAAAUUCAAUUUCCUGAGGCAUUUGGUUGACUAUGUACUCUUAUAAAACAAAGGUGUUUGAGAGUUGUGUUUUAUUGAAAUGUUUAUUAAUUAUACUGGUGCUAAACUAAUUACUUUUUUAAGAAUAUUGCCUAUAUAAUUUCCAUCGAGUAUAUA
Hyposmocoma kahamanoa is the source of this 3983-nucleotide messenger RNA. RefSeq names its product rab5 GDP/GTP exchange factor (gene Rabex-5). Gene Ontology annotation, biological process: vesicle-mediated transport. The transcript has 11 exons. The record is from RefSeq and is a predicted model, not a curated record. Gene Ontology annotation, molecular function: guanyl-nucleotide exchange factor activity; zinc ion binding; small GTPase binding. NCBI's taxonomy places the organism in Eukaryota, Metazoa, Arthropoda, Insecta, Lepidoptera, Cosmopterigidae. The coding region runs from base 108 to 2459 and encodes 783 amino acids. Gene Ontology annotation, cellular component: endocytic vesicle; cytosol.